This is a messenger RNA of Aspergillus bombycis, 1545 nucleotides long. Its product is annotated as sugar porter family MFS transporter. The record is from RefSeq and is a predicted model, not a curated record. Lineage: Eukaryota; Fungi; Ascomycota; Eurotiomycetes; Eurotiales; Aspergillaceae. Gene Ontology annotation, cellular component: membrane. Gene Ontology annotation, molecular function: carbohydrate:proton symporter activity. Gene Ontology annotation, biological process: carbohydrate transport; transmembrane transport. The transcript is spliced from 2 exons. Bases 1 to 1545 code for a protein of 514 amino acids.
AUGAAGUCAUAUUUUGGACUGAAAGGAUCCAGAUUGCGUAUCGCAGUCUGGAUGGAGGCUUGCUUUGCGGUCAUGAUUUUUGGCUAUAAUUCCGCAAGCGCUGGUGGUGUGCUUGGGUUGCCAGGUUUCAACGAGCAAUUCCCUGCUAUGGACACUACCAACGUGCCGGAGGACCGAAGGCAACAUAACUCUACAAUACAAGGCACGGUGGUUGCAUUGUUCACACUUCUUGGGGCCUUUGGGGCUUUAGCUUGCAUCAGCUUCGGAGACCGUCUGGGCCGAAAGCGAACUAUUUUCAUCGCCAGUGCUAUCCAAGCCGUCGGGGCUAUCCUGCAGGCGUCUUCCUUCCAGCUGGCUCAGUUCAUUGUCGCUCGUAUCAUUCUCGGGCUCGGCACCGGAGGCUUAGUCGCGACGAUUUCGUUAUGGCAAUCGGAGCUGGUCAAAGCAGAGAGCAGAGGUCGUCACGUUUCUGCAUUUGGUAUAUUCGCUGGCAUGGGCACCUCCGCUGCACUAUGGAUUAGCUUUGGCAUAUCCUUUGCCCCGGAAUCGUCGGUCAAAUGGAGAUUUCCACUCGCAUUCACAACGCUCCUCUCCGUCGUCGUCUGUGGGUUCAUUUUUCAUCUCCCGGAAAGCCCUCGCUGGCUUUGUAAGGUGGACCGGAUUGAGGAAGCGAGGGGCGUGCUGGCCGCUCUCUACGACGAAGAUACCCACUCCGAGUCAGUUGAUCAGAUCAUGCGAGACAUCCUACUCUCCCUCCAGAUGUCCGAGAACAAGAGCCUUCGGUCGCUGCUCGACAUGAAGCCACAACGAAAUCUCCAAAGGCUCCUCCUUGCUGGAACUGUCCAAAUGCUGCUGCAACUGACUGGCAUCAAUGCAAUCACCUAUUAUGCACCGACGAUCUACUCGAAGCAGCUUGGAUUUCCUCCCCGUCAGGCAUUUGUAUUGGCUGCUGCUUCUCAGGCAGUCUUCAUCAUUGGAUCUUUCGUGUGCGCUUAUACGGUCGACCGGUUCGGUCGCCGAAAGCUGCUGCUGUCUAGCUCGAUAGGGCUUACGAUUUGCAUGGCCUGCCUCACUGGUGUGGUCUCGAAUCCAAAUAACAACGCUGCUCUUCGGUCUGGGGUAUUCUUUUUGUAUCUUUUCUAUUUCGUGGCCUCUCUUGGCUAUCUUGGGCUCCCGUUUCUUUAUGCCAGUGAAUUGGCCCCAGUGCACCUCCGAGCCCCGGUGUGUGGGAUUUCUACGGCGGUAUCUUGGUUUUUCAACUUCCUGGUUGCAGAAAUCACCCCUGUCGCUAUCGAAAGUAUUGGCUAUCGGUACUUCAUUCUCUGGUGUGCAACAAACGCAGCCGCCAUUCCUAUUGUCUACUUCUUCUUCCCUGAGACAGCGGGAAGAUCGUUGGAGGAGAUUGAAGAGAUAUUUAGAUCAUCCAAGACGGUUCUCGAAGCGGUUCAUCUGUCCAGGACGAUGCCGAGGCUCAGUCUGUCGGUUCUUCAUGAGGCGGCAAAGGAAACAAUGGAUAUCUCACCAAAGUCGGAGGAAUUGGAGUAG